Trichechus manatus latirostris (Florida manatee) is the source of this 388-nucleotide messenger RNA. RefSeq names its product histone H2A-Bbd type 2/3. The coding region runs from base 1 to 351 and encodes 116 amino acids. The transcript has a single exon. Gene Ontology annotation, cellular component: nucleosome; chromatin. Gene Ontology annotation, biological process: heterochromatin formation. Gene Ontology annotation, molecular function: protein heterodimerization activity; DNA binding; structural constituent of chromatin. NCBI's taxonomy places the organism in Eukaryota, Metazoa, Chordata, Mammalia, Sirenia, Trichechidae. The record is from RefSeq and is a predicted model, not a curated record.
AUGUCCAGUCACCCUCGUCGUCGUGAUGAUGGAAGGUCCUCCCGUCGCCAGAGGCGGACCCGCUCUCGCAGCGCCCUAGGCGAGCUGACCUUCUCCGUGGGCCACGUAGAGCGCCUGCUGCGGGAGGGCCACUACGCUCAGCGCCUGAGUUCGUCGGCUCCCGUGUUUCUGGCGGCCAUCCUCGAGUACCUGACGGCCAAGGUCCUGGAGCUGGCGGGCAUGGAGGCCCAGAAGAGCGGCAGGAGGCGCAUCACACCCGAGCUGGUGGACAUGGCCGUGCACAACAACGCUCUGCUCAGCGGCUUCUUCGGGACCACCACCAUCUCCCAGGUGGCCCCGGCCCGCGAGUGAGGGGCCCGGGCACAGCCUGCGCUGCCCACAGCCCACA